ACAUCCGGCCUUUUCCCAGUUUUCCGGCGCCGUAACCAGCGCUGUGACUCUCCGGUCCUCGCCUUGACGGGACAAAAUCCUCGGAAAUGGGGUUCGUAAAAGUUGUGAAGAACAAGGCCUACUUCAAGCGCUACCAGGUCAAGUUCCGCAGAAGGAGAGAGGGCAAAACUGACUACUAUGCCCGUAAGAGACUGGUUGUCCAGGAUAAGAACAAGUACAACACCCCCAAGUACAGGAUGAUUGUGCGCGUCACCAACAGAGACAUCAUCUGCCAGAUCGCUUACGCCAAGAUUGAAGGUGACACAAUUGUCUGUGCGGCAUAUUCCCAUGAACUGCCCAAGUAUGGAGUCAAGGCCGGGCUGACAAACUAUGCUGCUGCUUAUUGCACAGGACUUCUCAUGGCCCGCAGGCUUCUGAACAAGUUCGGCCUGGACAAAGUCUAUGAAGGCCAAGUGGAUGUGACUGGUGAUGAGUACAAUGUGGAGAGCAUAGACGGGCAGCCUGGUGCCUUCUCCUGUUACCUGGACGCCGGCCUCACCAGGACCACCACUGGAAACAGAGUCUUUGGUGCCCUGAAGGGAGCUGUAGACGGUGGCCUCUCCAUUCCCCACAGCACAAAACGUUUCCCCGGCUUCGACUCAGAGAGCAAAGAGUUCAAUGCAGAAGUCCACCGCAAACACAUACUGGGCCAGAACAUUGCGGAAUACAUGCGUCUCCUGAUAGAGGAGGAUGAGGACGCCUACAAGAAGCAGUUCUCUCAGUACAUCAAGAACGGCAUCACAGCCGACCAGAUGGAAGAAAUGUACAAAAAGGCGCACGCUUCAAUCCGAGAGAAUCCAGUCCACGAAAAGAAACCAGAGAGAGAAGUCAAAAAGAAAAGGUGGAAUCGUGCCAAAUUGUCUCUGGCACAGAGAAGAGACCGCAUUGCUCAGAAAAAAGCCAGCUUCCUCCGAGCUCAAGAGAAGAACGCCGACAGCUAAUCUGGGCUUCCUGCAGUUUUCUAUAAGGGUCUCGUGGAAAUAAAUCUAUUGAAUAAA
This is a messenger RNA of Hyla sarda, 1037 nucleotides long. It is a transcript of the gene RPL5, whose product is annotated as ribosomal protein L5. Gene Ontology annotation, molecular function: 5S rRNA binding; structural constituent of ribosome. Gene Ontology annotation, cellular component: ribosome; cytosolic large ribosomal subunit. Gene Ontology annotation, biological process: ribosomal large subunit assembly; translation. The transcript has 8 exons. Bases 87 to 980 code for a protein of 297 amino acids. The record is from RefSeq and is a predicted model, not a curated record. Lineage: Eukaryota; Metazoa; Chordata; Amphibia; Anura; Hylidae.